AGGGAAGCCAGCAUAAAAUCCCGACUAGCCUAAUGAAAAAAAUGACUAAGCACUAGCCAACCUCUUUCCCCCUAUUUGGUUCAGUAUCAGUUGAACCUGUGUCGAGUUUGGAGCGAUCCUUCCGAAGAAUCGCUCAGUUGAAGAUCACAAAUCAAAGCAACCCGCGCACGGCACCAGGAAAAGGUCACCAAGGUGAUAACGAAUUCCGCUGGAGAGGAUUUUCAAUUUCAAGAUUGGGGAGCAUCUGGACGGCCCAAUCAGUCCAGCGAGAACAAUCGACCGGUGUGGUUCUGCGUUUGUAAGCCAUAAUAGUUUCCCUCACCCAAACUUAUCGCAGCAAGCUUAGAUAUCGGCGCGCGCGCGAUGGAAGAUAGUGGGCUGUGUUUUGGGCAAGGCAGUAGUAGGCUAGACGCGUCGUGGAAACAGUGGAUCGAAUCUUUGGCGACGACGAAAAAUGGCACACUAGAUCGAAUGUUGCUGAAUUUGCUGCAAGAUGAGCUGUUCCAGUGGCACGCGGUGGCGCUCAGUGUCCUCGGCUACGGAGUUACGCUGAUUUUGGCCCUUUGGUUGAGCUGGAAGUUCUACUACACGCCGUUCGUCUGGAAAAGGGACCUCACCGACAUCGGUUACAAUCACGUCUUGGACAAUGAGAAAAUCAGCCGAAACGACAAAAAGCGUGCCCAUACCAUCAAUCGAUUGCGACGGCUUCGGAAGACUGGCCAACGAAUCCCACCGCCAUACCCCAACGGAUGGUACGGCGUUCUGGAGUCGGAAGCCCUGGCCGUCGGUCAGGCCAAAAGCGUCGACUGUCUUGGUCAAAAUUUCGUAGUCUUCCGCGGUGAGACCGGCGAGGUCAACGUCCUGGACGCGUACUGUCCCCAUUUGGGAGCGAACCUCGGGGUUGGUGGCGUCGUGCGGGGUGACUGCAUUGAGUGUCCGUUCCAUCAUUGGUCCUUCAGCGGACGGGAUGGACAGUGCACCAAUAUUCCGUACAUGAAAUCCGGAUCGAUUCCCAAGAUGGCCAAGCUGAAGAAGUGGAAAUCGCUGGAAGCCAAUGGAUUCAUCUUUGUGUGGCACCAUGUGGAUGAGUCAGUCGAACCGUGGGAGAUGAAGAUCGUCCCUGAAGUCGAAGACGGUCAAUGGGUUUACUACGGCCGAAACGAGUUCUUGGUCAAUGCACACAUUCAGGAUAUCCCGGAAAAUGGAGCGGACGUGGCACACUUAUCAGCGGUUCAUGGACCGAACUGCAUGUCCGGCAGUGACCUGCGAUAUGCCAGACCGGCUUGGGCAGAGUUCGGCAUGCAUGCCUGGAAUGCGAGCUGGUUUGCUCCGGAAGAGUCCGAUCCACCACACAUUGCCCGUAUGGAUCUGAAGCACUCGUUCAAGUUCUUCAAAAAAUUCGAGUUCUGCACGGUUGACGUCAAGGCGUACCAAAUCGGACCCGGUUACGUGCAGUUGAUGAUGCAAACGGGACUUGGCCCGAUGGUGGCCCUGCAGACUGUCACUCCGGUUGAACCCCUGGUACAAAAGGUCAUCCAUCGAUUCUAUGCGCCACGGAAUUUGGGCAAUGCCUUCUUCCAGAAGUUUGCCAUCUGGGCCGAAAGUGUUAUGUUUGAACGGGACAUGAUGAUUUGGAACCACAAGCAGUUCAUCGACAGCCCCCUGCUGAUCAAGGAGGAUCGCCUAAUCAAGUCCUACCGCAAGUGGUACAGCCAGUUCUACUCCGAGAAUAGCACCAGCUAUACGCUGGCCAAGGAGAACCUGGAUUGGUGAAGCGGAGACGGAAGUUGCAUAUAGCAGCGCUCCUUUGAAUGAAUAAACCUAACGAUCUUAGAUGAUGCAUUAGAUUAGGAUUAGAUGCUUAAACCAGAGGCUACCUGUGAUUACCAAACGUUGAAAUACUGCCUGCCUGCAUGCUGCUGUACAAUGGUGGUGAAGCUAUGCAAAAAUAAAUGCUUUUUAAAACGGA
This is a messenger RNA of Aedes aegypti (yellow fever mosquito), 1969 nucleotides long. It is a transcript of the gene nvd, whose product is annotated as cholesterol 7-desaturase. Gene Ontology annotation, molecular function: 2 iron, 2 sulfur cluster binding; chlorophyllide a oxygenase activity. NCBI's taxonomy places the organism in Eukaryota, Metazoa, Arthropoda, Insecta, Diptera, Culicidae. Gene Ontology annotation, cellular component: chloroplast. The transcript has 6 exons. Gene Ontology annotation, biological process: cholesterol metabolic process; chlorophyll biosynthetic process. Bases 364 to 1773 code for a protein of 469 amino acids. The record is from RefSeq and is a predicted model, not a curated record.